UAGUCAACACAAGUUUGUUUUACAGGACUCAGCUAGGGCCGGGAUAAGAGGCAGUGGUGGAUCUGGACGCCGCAAGUUGUGGAAACGUGAAGCCAACGGGUGCAGCCCAUCACAAGGAGCUGCCCAGGGACUUCCCUACUGCCAGAAGACACUGAUAGAGACUCAAACUGAGAGGGGGGGGAUCACUGGGCAAACACAAAUAUGGCUGCUAAAUCUCUGCCCUUUAUCUGCCUUCUCUGCAUCCUCUGUGGGACUGCCUGCUCAGCUUCUGCUGCCCGGCCAGGGGAACAACAGCAGUCAGUUCUCAAAGUUUGUGGUAGGGGAUUUUUCGUCAGUGAGCAAAACACAUGCCUGCCAUGUAACUGCAAGGGGCACGCUGACUACUGUGAAGACAUCACUGGCAUUUGUAUAAACUGCAAGGACCACAGCACAGGUGAUUUCUGUGAAAUGUGUGAAGACGGCUACAUUCUGACUCCUGACCUGGGUGGGCUCCACACCUGCCAACCAUGUGCCUGCCCUCUCCCCAUCCCAUCCAAUAACUUUGCAGUGCACUGUGACAAAGGAGGUACCACUCUACGGUGCAAGUGCCAAGAAGGCUACGCUGGACAUUACUGUGAGAGAUGUGCUCCAGGUUACUAUGGCAACCCAAUGACGAGUGGUAGUUCCUGUAAAAGGUGCGACUGCAACGGUAACUCUGACCCUAACUUGAUUUUCAACGAGUGCCACAACGUGACGGGCCACUGCCAGCACUGCUGGGGAAACACUGCCGGCGCCAACUGCGAGAGGUGCGCCCCGGGUUUCUAUGGCGACGCCAUCAAUGCCAAGGACUGCAGAGAGUGUGAGUGUAACAAAUGUGGCACCUCUUCAUGCGAUGACAGGACAGGAGUGUGUCACUGCAAGCCGGGAGUUACUGGACGACUGUGUGACCAGUGUGAGGAGGGCUACUCUGGUUUCUCCAGCUGUCUGGGCUGUCAGAGGUGUGACUGUGGGCCGGCUUCCAUGCGGCCCACCUGCCAUCCUCUCACCCACAGCUGUCCAUGUCGCCCGGGGGCUGGAGGUCGUUACUGCCAACGCUGUCUCCCAGGAUACUGGAAUUACGGCCCCUCUGGCUGCCAGAAGUGUGACUGUGAGAGUGGCUUCUGUGACAUGCAUACAGGAGACUGCUUGGCAGAGUCUUCAACAGUCAACCUGUGCAACAUCAGUUGUGAUAAUAAUUGCAUCUGGCAUCUGAUUGGGGACUUGCGGCUGUCCAAUAACACACUCGACCGGCUAAAGGUUGGAGUGUUGAACAUCUCCACAGGUGCUGCUGCUAAUGACAGACUGAAGUACUACAACUAUACUGCUCAUCGACUACAGACUCAGUAUCAAGUUUGGAGAAACAAGUCCUCAGCAGUGCAGGACCAGACUGGGCAGCUGAGAGAGGCCACAGAUGCUGUGGUGCUGGACAUCAGACAGCUGGGGAAAUCGGAAAGCGUGGUGAAGAUUCUGGGGGACAUGUUGGAUAACGACACGCUGGAGACCGUCACCCAAGCUGAGCAGCUCAGGACAAAUCUCACUGAUCUCAACAUCCGCAUCGAAGAGAUGAUCCAUGACUGGGAGCUGUAUGGCGUCCAACAGGAUGUGGAUCCUGAGGAGGUGAGACAGAGCACAGAGGAAGCUCAGGAAAUGGUGACGUGGAUGAGGAAACUGGACCUUUCUCCACGAGAGCCAGUCGCCACUGAUGAGUCAACAGAGGCCCAUGACUUGCUGAGGCGCAUUCGUCAGUUGGAAAAGAAGUUGAUGACCACAGACAGCCGCCUCCCAUCUGUCAGAGAGAUCUUGUCUCGCUUUUCCGGCAGGCUGUCAGAAGCUCAAGGCUUUCUUCUGAAAGCAGCCAGCAGUGUGCAAGAGACGGAGGACAAGAACAGAGCCAGUGUCCUGAAAUUCCAGAGGCAUGAGGCGAAGCAGCAGAGGCUAACAGAGGGCCAUGUUACUGUCAACGACACUCUGGAAGCAGCCCAAGAUUUCCUCACUGAAACUGAGAGGACUGUAGCUGAGGCAGAUGCUUUUGUGCAGAACGUGACUGAGUACCAUGCAGCGAUUGAUGGUGCCAGCCAAAAGCUGACAGAGAAGAUGGAGCGCCUCUCGCUGGUCGACAGAGAUCUGGUUCAGAAGGCUGACGAGCACGCCAAGGAUCUGGAGAGACAGGCCAAUGAGCUGGAAGAGGAUCUGAGAAAAAGUGAUGCCAAUGGCUUUGUACAGAGGGCCAUCAGUGCUGCCAACGUCUACAACAACAUAGUGAAAUACACUGACGAUGCCAAUAUCACCUCACUCACCACCUUCAACUUAUCCCAAAGAAUUGAAGAUGCCACCAAUGGGAUCAAUACGCAGCUUGAAUACCUCAUAACACAGAGUGACAAUGUUUUCAAGGAAUCUGUUUCACUGCGUUCAGAGCAAAUCGAGGUAAAACAUGACGUGACUGACAAACUAAAAUACAUCGAGGAGACCAAAGAGAGCAUGGAUAAAAACCUGAAAAAACUGUCAGAAAUUGUGCAGGACAUCAGUGAACUCCAAACAGACAGAACGCCACAACGUCUGGAGUUUACCCUGGAAGUGGCCGAAGGAACUCUGAACCGCUCAGCAGAAGUUCUUAAGUCCAUCAUCCCCAUUAGCAGCAAAGUAGAGGAGUGGGACAACAACAUGAGGAAUAACGAAUAUUCCACAGCUGCAUAUGAACAGGCCGUUGCCUCUGCAGGGGCAGCAGUGGAGAACCUGAAUGUUCUUGUUCCUACACUGCUGGACAAGCUGAAGGUGGUUGAAGAUAAGAAGCCUGUCAGCAACGUGACCACCAACAUCAUGAGGAUCAGAGAGCUCAUAGCCCAGGCCCGGAGUGUGGCCAAGAAAGUCCAGGUUUCCAUGAAGUUCAACGGACAGUCCUCAGUGGAGGUUCAUCCACACAGCAAUCUGGAAGAACUGAAAACAAUGACAUCCAUCAGCCUAUUCAUGAGGGUGGACCCUGACCAGGAUCCCAUAGAGGACCGAUUCAUCCUAUACUUGGGAGACAGAAAUGGUAGGAAAGAUUACAUGGGCUUGGCCAUAAAGAAUGACAACCUGGUGUUUCUCUAUAAUCUUGGAGGUGAAGAUGUAGAGAUCCCAUUGGGUUCAAAGCCUGUUAGCCAAUGGCCAGCAGUCUUCAACUACAUCAAAAUAGAGAGGCUGGGCAGGCAUGGAAAAGUCUUCCUUACCAUCCCAAGCCAGAGUUCCACUGACGAGCAGAAGUUCAUCCAGAAAGGCGAAGCUCCAGGCACUGACUCACUGUUUGACAUCAACCCCAAAGAUCUGGUGUUCUUUGUUGGGGGAGUCCCACCAGAUAUCAAGCUGCCGCCUCCUUUGAGUCUCGCACCUUUCGUGGGCUGUAUUGAGUUGGCAUCAUUGAACAACGACAUCAUCAGUCUUUACAAUUUCAAAGAGACUCACAAAAUCGAUGUAGUUACGUCUCCACCGUGCCCCAGGUACAAGUUGGCAUUUUCACAGAGCCGCAUUGCAAGCUACCUAUUUGACGGAACGGGCUACGCGCUCAUCAAUGACAUCGAGAGGAGGGGAAAGUUUAGUGUUGUCACAAGAUUUGAUAUUGCAGUACGAACAAUUGCAAGUGAUGGUGUCCUUUUCCUCAUGGUCAACGGGGAUAAAUUCUUUCUUUUGGAGUUAAAGAACGGCUUCCUGCGUCUGAUGUAUGACUUUGGCUUCAGUAACGGUCCAAAGCUUUUGGAGAACAACUUACCAAAGCUGCAAAUAAAUGAUGCAAGAUACCACGAGGUGUCAGUGAUAUACCAUCAGUCAAAGAAGGUUAUACUGCUGGUGGACAAGAGUCAUGUUAAAUCCAUGGAGAACCCAAAGACCACCCUGCCCUUCUCAGAUAUUUACAUAGGUGGGGCCCCCUCCAGCAUCCUGAAAUCCAGGCCAGAGCUGUUCGCUGUGGUUGGUCUGAAAGGCUGCGUGAAAGGAUUCCAGUUCCAGAGAAAAGACUUCAACCUGCUGGAGGAGCCUGGCACCAUUGGCAUUAGCAGCGGCUGCCCCGAGGAGUCCUUUAUGUCCCGUAAAGUUUAUUUCUCUGGAGAGAGCUACCUGGGAUCCACAGCAAAGUUUUCACCUUUUGACAACUUUGAGGGAGGACUCAACUUCAGAACGCUGCAGCCCAGCGGACUCCUGUUCUACCACAGCGAAGGGUCUGAUGAGUUCAGCAUCUCCCUGGAGAAUGGUGCAUUGGUCCUGAUCAACAGAGGCACAAGGGUCAAAUCAAACAAGAAACAAUACAAUGACGGAAGGACACACUUCUUACUUGCUUCAGUGAACAAUCAGAAGUACUCAUUGCUGGUGGAUGACAAAGACAAGCAGGAAAAGAAGCGGCCAUCAUCAGCCACGAGAUCGUCAUCGGAUUCCGCUGUGAAGACCUUCUACUAUGGAGGAUCUCCAAGCAGCAGUUUCAAGAACUUCACGGGUUGCAUCAGCUAUGCCUACAUCAACAGACUAGACCGUGACAUUGAGCCUGAGGACUUUCAGAGAUACCCAGAGAAGGUCCAGACUUCCCUGCAGGACUGUCCGGUACAGCACUCCCCUGCUGCACUGCUGUCAAGGCACAUGGCUAACACUUCUAGAACCAAACUGAGCCAGUCACAGAAGGUUACCAGAGAUAAAUCUAGCCUCCCUUCAGAGCUGACAGAACUAAGGAGUGAUGACCAGGAUUCAGCUCAGCCGAACAUCGAGUCCUGCUUCCUUUCCUUAAGUCCCAGAUCGACCCACCAAGCCUUCUGGUUUAGCAGCAUCGCCAACAGCAGGCAGCACUACACAGACUUCCCAGACUCCCUUUCUCAGAGGUCCCACUUCUCCUUGUCACUGAAGACCCACUCAUCCUUUGGCCUCAUCUUUUAUGGAUCUGAUGUCCAAGAGGACAAUUUCAUGGCUCUCUUUCUGGCCCAUGGGAAGCUUGUGUACACUUUCAAUGUAGCAGACCAAAGAGUUAAAAUCAAGAGUGAAGACAAAUACAAUGAUGGUGCAUGGCACAGUGUUAUUUUUAUCCGUGAUGGAAGUGUGGGGCAAUUAAUAAUUGAUGGGCUCACAGUGCUGGAAGACAGAGUUCAAGGAAGCAACGCCUCCUGGCACAUCAGCAGCCCCCUGUAUGUUGGAGGAGUUCCUCCAGGGAGAGCCCAGAAGAAUAUUCAGAGAAACUCUGCAUACAGCUUUACUGGCUGUUUAAAGAACCUUCAGCUCGAUGGACAGCAGCUUUCCUCUGCGGCAGACACAUUUGGAGUCACUCCGUGCUUUGAGGGAGUCUCUGAGGCAGGAACAUACUUCUCAGAGGAAGGAGGCUACAUUGUCCUGGAUGAUUCGUUCAAUCUGGGACUGAGGUUUGAGCUGGUGAUGGAGGUGCGCCCUCGUGUGGCAUCAGGGGUGCUACUGCAUGUGCACUCAGCUGAGGACUAUUUCACUGUAUACAUUCACCAAGGAGCGGUGGGGGUUCUUGUGAAUGAUGGGACUCACGAGUUCUUCACAAAGGUGUCACCAAGACAGGGAGUGUGUUCGGGCGCUUGGCACAGAAUUACAGUGAUACGGGAUGCCAACGUGGUCCAGCUGGAUGUGGAUUCUGAGAUCAACCACGUGGUGGGCCCUCUGAACCCCAGCUCCACAGACAGCAGAAAGCCAGUAUUUAUUGGUGGAACUCCAGAUCGCUUCCUUCCAGAAAGCGCCGCUACCAGGAAGGCCUACGUGGGCUGCAUGAGAAACCUGACAAUCAACAACAGCCGCGUGAACUUCAGCAAAGCGGUUCUGGUCAGUGGAGCUGUCAGUGUUGGAUCCUGUCCAGCAGCAUAGCAUUUCUAUCUCACCUAAACAAAGACCAAACACAUUGUAGAAACCUCGUAUCAUCAUUCUUCUUACUUUCUGACACGUUCGUGUGCUCGUUUCAUCUAUAACUUGUUUUUUUGUUUCUCGACACCAAGACCGAAACAUCCAGAUUCAGUUACAGCAAAACCACCUUAUAAGGAAACAAAUCAAAUGUUUUCUUCCAUUCCUACUAUAUGAAACACACACUGACUGCAUUACUCUAUGUUCCAUUACUCCACUUUAUUAUCUUGGUGGCACAUGUGUUUUUGUACAAGCUCAUUCUCAAAGCUUUCUUAUUUGUACUGUUUUAUUUCUGAUAAUAAAUAACAUUUUACCUCCA
Messenger RNA from Archocentrus centrarchus (flier cichlid), 6199 nucleotides. RefSeq names its product laminin, alpha 4 (gene lama4). The record is from RefSeq and is a predicted model, not a curated record. Lineage: Eukaryota; Metazoa; Chordata; Actinopteri; Cichliformes; Cichlidae. Gene Ontology annotation, molecular function: signaling receptor binding. Gene Ontology annotation, biological process: cell adhesion; regulation of cell migration; regulation of cell adhesion. The transcript is spliced from 40 exons. The coding region runs from base 202 to 5847 and encodes 1881 amino acids.